Molecule: messenger RNA, 3743 nt
Organism: Microdochium trichocladiopsis
Lineage: Eukaryota; Fungi; Ascomycota; Sordariomycetes; Xylariales; Microdochiaceae
Product: glycosyl hydrolase family 47-domain-containing protein
Exons: 2
Coding region: 433-3441 (1002 amino acids)
Biological process (GO): carbohydrate metabolic process; N-glycan processing
Cellular component (GO): endoplasmic reticulum; Golgi membrane
Molecular function (GO): mannosyl-oligosaccharide 1,2-alpha-mannosidase activity; calcium ion binding
Source: RefSeq, a predicted model, not a curated record
CUGGCACACACCUCGUGCACUUCAACUUGUCCCCAGCAGGCUUCGAGGACAGGCUUGCUUUUCUGGCUCGUGUCUUUCCAGCCAUUGCGCAUCUCAUCCUCUUUUUGUGUCAUUGGCAGUGCUACGGCUCCUCAAUUCUUCGCCGUGUCCAGGUGCCCUUGGCCGCCAGCGCCCUGUCACCACCAGCCAGUGCUCAGCUCGUCCAACUUGCUGUCUUUUCCCUACAGCUCUCAUCCGGUGCGGUUUCCUCUUCCCCCCAGAACGACAGGUGCUCUGGCUCUUAUUACCAGCCUGCGAGGGGAAACCCAGCUAUAUCCAGUUUGGCUCCGAGCUUGACCCUUUGUGCAAGCUCCCGCGUCGUCUGUGCCCAGCAGAUCUGCGUUGGCCUUUGUCACACAUGAUUGCAACACCAACCGCCAGAGACGACCAGCCAUGAGGGGCUUCCGAAGAUACCGUGCUUUUGUGCUCUUUGCCGCGAUAACCCUCUUCGUCUUGUACCGCUUCUCCUUCAGUAGCGAAGAUGCGUGGGAGUCAUUCAGCAAUACCGGGUCACCUGCCCUGAACAAGAUACCGCCGAAGGCUCCAGGCCCCAAUUAUGGCACUUCCGACCACAGCCACCCUACCGUCGACAAGACCGACGACAGGCCUGCCGCUAAAGAGCAAAUACCACCAAAGCCGAAACUCGAAGAUGACCCUCGAAAGCCUGCGAUCCCCGAUCUGCCUGGCGUCGCCCACGAUGGUAGCGAUGCGGAUACGUACAAUCCCCAUUCCGCCGUUACACCGGGCAAGUCUAGCAGCGACUUGGCAAGCAGCGAUGCGGGCGAUGACGAUGACCACACAUCGCUCAUCAAACAAAAGCCGGCUAGUGGGGGAAAGCCCGACAAAGCCAAAGGCAACACGGCCCACGACGACACCUUGAACAUCCCUGAUAGAAUUAUUGACCAGACCAGGCCCGGCUCUGGCUCUGACUCUGACUAUGAUUCUGCUGGUGAUCUUCUGUCUGCCGGCGUUGGGCCUGCGAGCACGUCCUCGGGGACCCAUUGGCAGAAGCCCACAGAGCAUUUCCCAAUUCCUACCGAGUCGAUCAUUCCGCUGCCAACAGGGAAGCCGGUCGACAUCCCUACCAUCCAGCAUGCAUUUGGCAAGGAGACCGCCGAGGCCCAGAAACUGCGGGAGACAAGGCUCGCCAAGGUCAAGGCGGAGGCUGUGCGGGCGUGGAAAGGCUAUCGCAAGUACGCCUUUGGCCAUGACGAGCUCUCACCUGUUACCAAGAGAUUUCGGGAUCCAUUCUGCGGCUGGGCUGCGACCUUGGUCGAUAGUCUCGACACCCUAUGGAUUAUGGGCCUAAAGGAGGAAUUCGAGGAGGCACUGGAGGCCGUUGCCAAGAUCGAUUUUACAGUCACCCCCAAGACCGAGACCCCUGUCUUUGAGACCACUAUUCGAUACCUUGGUGGCUUGCUUGCUGCUUACGAUGUCAGCGGCGGGAAGACUGUGAGCAGCCACAAGAUCCUGCUUGACAAAGCCGUCGAACUGGCAGAGAUUCUAAUGGGAGUAUUCGACACUCCGAACCGCAUGCCCAUCUUAUUUUAUAACUGGAGACCUGCCGCAAUGGAGAAGGCGAAGCGCGCGUCUUCGUCGUCGAACCUUGCCGAGUUAGGCUCGCUGUCCAUGGAGUUCACUCGGCUGGCCCAGCUGACGAAAGAAGACAAGUACUAUGACGCCAUCGACCGUAUCACUAACGCCUUCGAGGAGUGGCAGAAUCGCGGGACUUCACUGCCUGGCAUUUUCCCUGAUCGCGUGGAUGCUGCUGGCUGCAAUCGGACGGCAGAGGCGGAGCGGGCAACUGAGCGCCAGAACGAGGCCGCUGCCCGUGCCCAGCAGUCGACUCCCAAGUCCAGCACCUAUCUGGACAAGUCAGAUGACAGAGCACAUGCCAAGGGCUUCUCAGUUGAUGAAGACGAGCUAGCAGUGAGCAACCACAAUCAUCAGGACCCUGUGCCUGGCAAGUCGCCCGUUGGCGGCUCGCGGAACAAUGCGGAGGGCAGCAGUGGCUCGGGCCUCCAACGUAGAUCGAACUAUGCUGCCGAGCAUUGGGACCCGACUGGUCUGAGUUCGACAUCAGAGCCCGAAUGUAUUCCUCAAGGGUUGGCCCCUGGUGGUUAUUCUGAGGCGUACGGCAUGGGCGGUGGCCAAGAUAGCACAUACGAGUACUUCCCCAAGCAGUACCUGCUUCUUGGUGGAUUGGAACCGAAGUACAAAGCCAUGCACCAGAAGGUCGCCGCGGCAGUCAAAAAGUGGCUGCUCUAUAGGCCUAUGGUCCCAGACAACCGCGACCUUCUGUUUUCUGCCAAGCUCACGACUAGAGGCAACCCCCUGGAGGAUGCUAAUACCGAGUAUGAGGUCACUCAUUUGACGUGCUUCUUGGGCGGCAUGUUUGGCAUGGCGGGCAAGAUCUUUGAUGAGCCAGACGACGUGGAGAUCGGCAAGCGGCUCGCGGAUGGAUGCGUCUGGGCUUACGAAAGCAUGCCGAGCGGAAUCAUGCCAGAAGGCGCUUAUGUCGUGCCUUGCGCCAACGUGAAGAAAUGCGAAUUCAAUGAAACUCUCUGGUGGGAACAUCUCGACCCGCUCGCAGCGAUGCGCGAUGCCCAACUCGCCGACUACUACAAACGUGUGGAGGAGUUGAAGGCAUUAAGACUCAAGCAAGGGCACGCCGAGGAGGACGAGGAACCUACGGGCCACAAACUCCACGUCGGCCACUCUUCUUCAGCGUCCUCCCAUUCGGAUGAUGAUGAUGAUGAUGAGAGUGAAGAAGGUCUAUCGGGCUCAGCAAGUCUAGACAUGACGCAACGAGUGCACGCAAACAAGCUGGAAGCCAAUUCGGACUCGGCCGAUUCCGAUGACUCGAACCUUGUUAAGCGGUCGCCUAUGCCACCCCCGGAGUCCCGGACAAACGCAGAAUGGGCGUCCUCAGUGUCUGCCAACCACGCAGCAAAGGGCAUGCUUGCAGAUGACGAUGAGGAGAUCCCGUUGGAUAUGACCCUGCCAGCCCGUCCACAGUCACACAAGGAGUUUGUUCAGUCCCGUAUCCAGAGAGAAAAGCUGCCACCAGGAUUCACCGAUGUCCGAUUCGCAAGCUAUAUCCUUAGACCGGAAGCCAUCGAGUCAGUAUGGUAUAUGUACCGCAUCACCGGCGAUACGACGUGGCAGGACAAAGGUUGGAAGAUGUUUGAAGCCAUCAUUCGUCACACUCAGACCGAAGCUGGACACAGCGCGAUUCACGAUGUCAUGCGGUCGAAUCCGGACAAAAAGGACGAGAUGGAGUCCUUCUGGCUUGCGGAGACGCUCAAGUACUUCUUCCUCCUGUACUCUACGCCCGAUGUGAUCAGCCUGGACGAGUGGGUCCUCAAUACGGAAGCUCAUCCGUUCCGGAGGCCAUCGUAGGGUGGCUGCUACGAUGGUGCUCUUGAUUUUGAGCAGCCAGCUCAGUAACUCAUCUGGGUUGUUUUAAACACAGCAUAGCUGCUCUUGGAGGAGAUCCAGCAGUAUCUCAUUCUGGGCGUUCGGCGCAUGAUUUUUACUAUUGGCGCAAAGCCAGAGACAAAAUGAGUUAUAUAUUAGUUUAGGUACUCUGUUGUUGUGUGAUUCUGAUGUGUUCCGCGCGAUCAUGUUGGUCUUGGGGACUCUUUUUGAAACGAGUCCAGCCCGAAAGCCUUAAUCACCAAAUUCCAAAGCGUUUCUCUCUA